AUGGAGAAGGUCGAAGCCCAACCAACUCUUGCGAGGGACCCGGAGCGCAAGUCCUCGACCUACAGCGACGAGAAGGACUCAAAGUACAACGAGAAGGUCGACGUCGCCAACCCGGUCAUCGGUGGUGAGGUCUAUGAUAAUAUCAGGAUCAUCGACUUGGACGAGACUGGGAAAGAGCGCCCUAUCGUCACGGAUUUGGAUGUCGCUACCCGUCUUAUCUCUCUUGAGGACGACCCAACACUUCCUGCCUUCACGUUCCGUAUGUGGUUCCUUGGUAUCGGGCUGUCCUGCUUCGGAGCUGUUCUCGGUCAAAUUUUCUACUUCCGUCCUCAAACGGUCUUCGUCAGUCAGCUGUUCAUCCAGAUUAUCGCCUACAUUCUAGGCCGAAUCCUUGAGGAAAUUAUCCCGGGACCUGGUAACGAGCGCGACUCGCUGAAGAUGACGGACAGCAAGUUCUGGAGGUUCAUGAAUCCCGGUCCCUUCAACAUCAAGGAGCACGUCGCGAUCACGAUUUUCGCCUCAACAGCCGCUGAUUCUGCUCUCGCGAUCAAUAUCUUCGCCGCCGACGAACUCUUCUACGACAUUCAGCCUAAUGCCGGUAUUGGCAUCUUCACUCUCAUCGGUUCGCAGCUCCUGGGCUACGGUCUUGGCGGUGUUAUGCGAUCUUUCCUUGUCUACCCUACUUACAUCGUAUUCCCUAACCUACUCCCCAUCGUCCAACUCUUCGAUGCCCUCCACCGCGGCAAGAAAAUCUUCAUGCAGAAGAAGCGCGUCAAGUUCUUCUGGGCCGUUUUCUGCGGUAUCUUCGUCUGGGAAUGGUUCCCAGAGUACAUCGCACCGACACUCACCGGUAUCAGCGUGUUCUGCCUCGCAAACCGGGAUAGCCCCUGGUUCACUCGUAUUUUCGGUGGUGCUGCCGGUAACGAGGGUCUUGGAAUGUUCGCACUCUGCCUUGACUGGAAUUAUGUCGGAUCCGGAGGUGGUUCGAUGGGCGCUCUCUUCACCCCUCUUUCGACGCAGCUGUCGUUGUACUGUGGUACCGUGAUGUGCAUGAUCGCUUUCUGCGUUCUGUAUCACAACAACAUCUGGAACGGGCAAAACUUCCCUUUCCUCUCUCAACAACUGUUCAAUCUUAACGGCACGCGCUUCAACCAGCGCCUCAUCCUCGAUGAGAACUUCAUGCUCGACCACGCCAAGCUGGAGGAGGUCGGUCUUCCAUGGUUCGCUAGCUCGCAAGUCAUCUCGAAGGUCGGCUGGAAUCUCGCCAUUGGCGCAACCGUCACGCAUGUACUGCUCUGGUACGGCAAGCUUAUCAUUGAAGUUAUCCACAAAUACCGGGCUGGCGAGAACUACGACCCGCAUCUUGCCAAGAUGAAGGUGUAUCGUGAAGUCCCUAUGUGGUGGUAUAUUGCCAUGUUCUUCGCUAGUUUCGCGAUGGCUAUCUCCACCAUGUAUGCCGGCAAAUCCGGUCUUCCAUGGUGGGGAUUGAUUGUAGGCAUCAUCAUCUCAGCCAUCUUCUUGCCUUUCGUUAUCACAGUGUACGCCAUCACUGGUUUCUCUCCAAACAUCCAGCAUCUCGUUCAAAUGGUCGGAGCCGCGAUGAUCCCUGGAAACCCUCAAGCCAACAUGUACUUCACCCUCUACGGAUACAAUACGCUUGACCAAGCUCGCGGUCUCAUCCGCGACCUAAAGAUGGGUCAAUAUACGAAACUUCCACCUCGCGUCACUUUCACGGUGCAAUCCUUGGGAUCUAUUAUCGGUGGAUUGCUGAACUACGUCAUCAUGAAGACUAUUAUCAAGAGUCGGCGUGAAAUCCUUCUCCAGGUCCAGGGAACCAACGUCUGGUCCGGUCAACAAGUCCAGUCGUUUAACAGUAACGCAAUCUCCUGGGGUGCGCUAGGAAGCCUUCUAUAUGCCCCAGGAGGACGAUACGCUAUUGUUCCUUUCUCCAUUCUCAUCGGUCUCGCUGUCCCCGUGCCGUUCUGGCUGCUGCACAAGCGCUUCCCUAAACUUGGUGCUGACAAAGUCGUGACUCCCAUCCUCUGCUGGACCCUCGGCUACCUCAGCGUCGGUAUCAACAGCUCCGUCUUCACGACCUUCAUGCUUGCGGUAUUCUCGCAGUAUUACCUUCGCAGGUACCGUCCCGUCUGGUUCCGGAAAUACAACUUCCUGCUGUCUGCCGCUCUCGAUGGCGGAACCCAGGUCAUGGUGUUCGUCUUCACAUUUGCCGUCGGUGGUGGUAGUGGUACAGUCAUUGAUAUGCCAAAUUGGGCUCUAAACCCGGUGGGGAAUCCAGACUAUUGCAUGAGACUCACUUAA
Molecule: messenger RNA, 2319 nt
Organism: Cyclocybe aegerita
Lineage: Eukaryota; Fungi; Basidiomycota; Agaricomycetes; Agaricales; Hemipholiotaceae
Source: the annotation of a GenBank genome assembly